CCUUGUUAAAUGAAACAUGCUUGACUGGGAUGAGGUUUCACUAUAACUGUAAAAGUGUGUAAAACAAGACAACAGACACACUAUUAUCUUUCUUUUCACACGUUCCACAGUCACGCCAGUGCGGCGGAAGUGCACGCGCACACCGGAAAUGGCAAGUAGGCUACACCAAUCAUCACCCAUGAGCAACCUGAAGAUAGAUGUCUUGGUCAAAAGCUCAAACGUGAUAAUUCAUCUCUUGACAUUUGGACAAACAACCUUUUGAUGCCAGUGCACAGUGUUUGUAAAGCCCACCCAUCGAGGGAGGCAGUGCGUCGCGAGGGCGCGCGGAAUAAAUGCUCGCGCACCGGAGCCGCAGGAGCGCAGAACGGCUUCACACGCGCGCUGCGUGUUUAUACAGCGAGACGCGCGCGGACAUGUCACGCACCUUCACAAGAAAACUCUGACUCGUGCAUCGGAGUAUUGACAAGAGGAUAAUAAAGAGGUUUUAGUCAUUAUUUACAGAUUUCUAAAGAGAAAAGAUCGACGGUGACGCACAGUACGACACAAUGCAGGAAUCUGAGCCCAGCGUGUGUCAGCUGCAGCCCAACAUCAUCUCCGUCCGUCUCUUCAAGAGGCAAAUCGGUGGGCUGGGCUUUCUGGUCAAACAGCGGGUGUGCAAACCUCCCAUCAUAAUCUCUGACCUCAUUCGGGGCGGGGCCGCUGAAGAAUGCGGGCUGGUCCAAGUCGGCGACAUCAUCCUGGCCGUUAACAACAAACCUGUGGUAGAUAUGAGCUACGAGCUGGCACUAGAAACCCUGAAGAACGUGUCACCAGAAACUCACGCCGUGCUGAUACUCCGAGGACCCGAGGGCUUCACCACUCACCUGGAGACCACGCUCAGCGGAGACGGAAAACCCAAGACGGUUCGGGUCACCAGGCCACUCAUCCCCGCUCCGUGUAGGCCCUGCGAACGAUGCUCCCCCCUCACACCCAACAUGACCAAAGAGCUCCGAGCUAUCGAGAACCUGUCCUCCGACUCCUCUACCAAAAAACCUCUGAUUCCACUGCUGGCCCAGGACUCUUUGCUCAGAGAAGGAGGCCAUUCCACCCUUCUCCUUAAUGGGGUGGAGGACAACGACCUGUUGAAGGAGAUCGAGCCUGUUCUGAAACUCAUCAAGAACAGCAAAAGAGAGAUGAAUGGAGAAGGUCAGAGAGUCGUAGAGAGGAAGGAUGCAGAGGUGCAAGUGGAAAGAGACCUUGGUGUGGAAAAUGGACAGAACGCCCAGCUGGCGUCGGAUAACGACAGAGUGUUUGAUGACCUCUGGAGAAAGGACAACAUGCCUACAGUGCUAAACAACCCUUACUCUGAAAGUGACAAGCCACAAGCCCAAGGAGUUUCCCCCACUAAGACUUUGCAGAAUGGAAGUCCAUCUAAAUGUCCGAGAUUCAUGAAGGUGAAAAAUGUGGAAACCGGAGCCGUGUACAAUGACACACUACAUAACAACUCCAGCAAGGUGCCCAUCUGCACCGAGCGUGUUUGUAUAGGGUCUAUUAUGGUGCCAAAUCAGCAGAGCCGCAAGCCAGAUGAAGUCCGAACGAAAGAGGACCUGCUUCCGCUCGCUACAGAUUUCAUUGACCAGUACUACACAUCAAUCAAAAGAUGUGGCUCCAAGGCCCACGUUGACCGAUUGGAGGAGGUCAAAAAAGAGAUCGAAAUUUCAGGAACGUAUCAGUUGAAGGACAACGAGCUGAUCUAUGGUGCCAAACACGCGUGGAGAAAUGCAGCUCGCUGUGUGGGACGCAUCCAGUGGUCCAAACUACAGGUUUUCGACGCCCGAGACUGCACGACCGCUCACGGGAUGUUUAAUUACAUCUGCAACCACAUCAAAUACGCCACCAACAAAGGAAACCUCAGAUCGGCAAUCACCAUCUUCCCCCAGAGGACUGAUGGGAAACGCGAUUUCCGCGUGUGGAACAGUCAGCUGAUUCGGUAUGCCGGCUACAAGCAGCCUGAUGGAUCCAUACUCGGAGAUCCGGCCUCAGUAGAGCUAACAGAGAUCUGUAUUCAGCAAGGAUGGAAAGCUCCAAAAGGUCGCUUUGACGUUCUGCCGCUUCUUCUCCAAGCCAACGGACACGAUCCCGAACUCUUUGAGAUUCCAGAUGAUCUUGUGCUUGAGGUUCCCAUCGAACAUCCAAAGUUCGACUGGUUUAAGAAGCUGAAUCUAAAGUGGUACGGUCUUCCUGCUGUGUCUAACAUGCUGCUGGAGAUCGGUGGGCUGGAGUUUACUGCCUGUCCCUUCAGUGGAUGGUACAUGGGCACUGAGAUCGGCGUCAGGGACUUCUGCGACAGCUCACGUUACAACAUACUGGAGGAAGUAGCCACAAUGAUGGGGCUGGACACGAGGAAGACAUCCUCCCUGUGGAAAGACCAGGCACUGGUAGAGAUCAACAUCGCAGUUUUGUACAGCUUUCAGAUAUCAAAGGUUACUAUCGUAGACCAUCACUCAGCCACCGAGUCCUUCAUGAAACACAUGGAGAAUGAGUACAGGGUGAGAGGCGGUUGCCCGGGCGAUUGGGUGUGGAUAGUCCCACCCAUGUCGGGAAGCAUUACACCUGUAUUUCAUCAGGAAAUGCUCAACUAUCGCCUUACGCCCUCCUUUGAGUACCAGCCUGACCCUUGGAACACACAUGUGUGGAAAGGGGUGAAUGGAACGCCCACUAAAAAGAGAGCGAUCGGCUUUAAGAAACUUGCCAAGGCUGUGAAAUUCUCGGCCAAACUCAUGGGACAAGCCAUGGCUAAAAGAGUGAAAGCGACCAUCCUGUUCGCCACAGAAACCGGAAAAUCGCAGGAUUACGCUAAAACGCUCUGUGAGAUUUUCAAGCAUGCGUUCGAUGCAAAGGUGAUGUCUAUGGAUGAAUAUGACACUGUUGAUCUUGAACACGAGACCCUUGUGUUAGUGGUAACCAGUACGUUCGGCAACGGCGAUCCGCCUGAAAAUGGAGAGAAAUUUGGUGCAGCGCUGAUGGAAAUGCGACAUCCUACAACAAGUGUGGAGGACAGAAAGACGUACAAGGUGCGUUUUAACAGCGUCUCUUCGUACUCCGAUACUCGCAAAUCUUCCAGCGAUGAACCCGAACCCAAAGCUAACUUUGAGAGCACCGGACCCCUUGCCAAUGUCAGAUUCUCAGUAUUUGGCCUUGGCUCACGGGCAUACCCACACUUCUGUGCAUUUGCCCACGCAGUGGACACGCUAUUCGAAGAGCUUGGUGGGGAACGAAUCCUCCGCAUGGGCGAAGGAGACGAACUCUGCGGCCAGGAGGAAUCUUUCAGAACGUGGGCCAGAAAGGUCUUCAAGGCUGCAUGUGACGUUUUCUGUGUCGGCGAUGACGUUAACAUCGAGAAAGCGAACGAUUCCCUCAUUAGCAACGAUCGGAGCUGGAAGAAAAGCAAAUUCCGGAUGACAUACACAGCGGAGGCACCGACGCUAACACAAGCGCUCUACAGCAUCCAUAAGAAGAAAGUUUACGGGGCCAAAUUUCUGCAGAGACAGAACCUGCAAAGUGCCAAGUCUAACCGAUUGACCAUAUUUAUUCGACUUGACGCCAACAACAACGAGAGCUUGAAAUACUUGCCCGGCGACCAUUUAGGCGUUUUCCCUGGCAACAAUGAAGAUCUGGUCACGACUCUUAUUGACAAACUGGAAGACGCGCCACCUGUCAAUCAAAUCGUGAAGGUGGAGUUUCUAGAGGAGAGAAACACGGCAUUGGGUAUGAUCAGUAACUGGACUGAUGAGAGUCGUAUCCCACCCUGUACCAUCCAUCAGGCAUUCAAAUACUUUUUGGACAUAACCACGCCGCCCAGUCCUGUACUGCUGCAACAGUUUGCUCCUUUAGCUACCAAUGAGAAACAAAGAAAAAGACUUGAGGUGCUCAGCAAGGGUUUGCAAGAGUAUGAGGAGUGGAAGUGGUGCAAUAAUCCCACUAUAGUGGAGGUGUUUGAGGAGUUUCCAUCCCUUCAGAUCCCCUCCACCCUUCUUCUGACGCAGCUCCCCCUCCUACAGCCACGAUAUUACUCCAUCAGCUCCUCUCCAGACCUUUAUCCAGGAGAGAUUCACCUCACAGUGGCUGUAGUGUCCUACCGCACCAGAGAUGGCGUGGGUCCCAUCCAUCAUGGAGUGUGUUCAUCGUGGCUCAACAGUCUGGAAACUGAAGAUACUGUGCCCUGCUUUGUCCGAGGGGCUCCCUCGUUCCGAAUGCCAAAAGACAGCCAGGUUCCCUGCAUUCUGAUUGGCCCGGGCACAGGAAUCGCUCCGUUCAGAAGCUUCUGGCAACAGAGACUGUACGAUAUUGAAAAUAAAGGAAUCAAAGCGUGCCCUAUGAUCUUGGUUUUCGGAUGUCGGCAGUCCCAGAUUGACCACAUUUACAAGGAAGAGACCAUCCAGGCCAAAAACAAGGACGUGUUUAAAGAGCUUUACACGGCGUACUCCAGAGAACCUGGAAGACCAAAGAAAUAUCUUCAGGACGUUCUCCGUGAGCAGCUCUCCGAAACGGUGUACAAAUAUCUCCGAGAGGAAGGAGGACAUAUCUACGUCUGUGGGGACGUCACUAUGGCUGGAGACGUACUGAAAACAGUCCAACAGAUCUUUAAACUGCAUGGCAACAUGUCCCUGGAGGACGCUGGCUUCUAUAUCAGCAAACUGAGGGAUGAGAAUCGAUACCACGAGGACAUCUUCGGUGUCACUCUGCGCACCUACGAGGUCACCAACCGCCUAAGGUCCGAAUCUAUCGCGUACAAUGAAGAAAGCAAGAAAGAUAUCGAUGAGGUGUUUUGUUCAUAGUCUCAUUCGCGUCCAUCUUGCUGAUUUUUGCUCAGAUACUCCAAUGAGAAGUGCGAUGGGACGCCCACCACGAAUUCAAAAACUGUGCCAAGUUUGUCUUUACAACCGUUUUCUCAUUUUCUUUGUUGGUCUCAUUUCUUUACACAGUCAUCAUUUAUGCAUUUCUUUGAUCAAAGUCUGCAUUAUUGAGAGCUUUCACUUGAAUUUCUGAAUGCACUUUACGUGUUAUGCCUUUGUCCUCUUUGCGGGCCUGUGUGCGUUCUGACCUGGCCUAAAUUAGUUUUCGGAAGCGCAAACGUGAAGUUGAAAAAGAGCUGGGAAGUAAUCUAAAAAACUAAAUUAUUAAUGUCUCUGUACACAAGUCCUUGUUCACACAUUUACACGUGCGUUCUCACUAAAGGUGGCACGUGACAUUUCUGCCAGAAUUACAAAUAUAAGCGAACACUCAGUCUGUGUACCAUUGGUCAGAGUAUCUCACAGUCCCGCCUCAAACGUUACACAAUCAGCUUUUGGACUUUUUCACAUUUCAUGUGAAUGACUGAAAAUCGGUCAACAUGUCCCAGCAUGCCUGAGUGAAACGUUUGUACAACCUCAUGCUUUGUAUAUUAUUGCUGCUAAUUGCCAGCACGAUGGUAACCAUACAUCUGAACGUGUGCUAAGAUGUGGUUGGGAAUCCCUUAAGGCUUGAUGUAAAUAUAUGUCUUGUGUACAACCAACCCUUAAUAGGGAAUAAAAAUAAUGGAAUAUAAGAAAUACUAAGUUAGUGAUUUUCAUGAUAAAGCAUUUCAAUCUGUCUAAAUGACACAAUGUCACAACACAAAACCAACAUGAGCAGUCUAGAAGUGCUAAAUAUUUAAUUUAUGUAUAAGUCCCCUGUAGCCCAUCUUUGUAUCUCUUGGUUGCUAUCAAAGUGAUAAAAACAGCUGUCUGUACAGUAUGCAGUGUUGGGGGUAACGCAUUACAAGUAACGUGCAUUACGUAAUAAUAUUACUUUUCUGAAGUAAUGAGUAAAGUAACGCAUUACUUUUUAAAUGUACACAUUUAUAUUUGAGUUACUUUUCAAGUAAUGCAAGUUACUUUUUUAAUUUAAUUAAUUAGAUAAAAAAAUGUACUGAAUUAAACUAAACGUAGUCACAUUAUGCACUCUAUGCGUACAUGCUGUGUGGGAACAGUUUGAGUCAAAAACUGAGAUGGUAGCCCAGCGCUCGACAUUUUUGUGAUGAAAUCUGCAAUUUCUGAAUGCAGAACUUUUCAGAUAUAAAAACACCUGCAAGGCCUAAAAGAGAUCAAGCCUCAGCCAAGAAAAAGUAACGCAAAAGUAACUAAAAAGUAACGCAAUUAGUUACUUUUUGGGGGAGUAACUUAAUAUUGUAAUGCAUUACUUUUAAAAGUAAUUUUCCUCAACACUGACAGUAUGUAUGGCAGCCGAAAGCUUUUAGAUUACAGCUCUGGUGACUUCACGUACAAACACUAGUUGCGUUUCCAUUAAAGGUUUGCGCAAAACUGUAGCGUUAUUUUUUAAAUGUCGACAAAAACGUUUGCGAAAUGAUGGACGUUUUCAUUAACCGAUGUUAUGUGACUAAAACGUAAUUUUGUGGUUUUGCUAUAAGUCAUUACAAAAACCUUUGCGACAGGUGUGUUCGAGUUCAUAUGUUACCACGCAGAACGACAUGAAGAUGACAAAAUACAGCGAAAGCGACUCGAAAACAUACAAAGCAGUUGACUCGCAAAUCGCUCUCGUAGUAUUUUGAUGUCAUGCACUUGACGGUUCUUAUGAUGCCACAUGAAGUCAAACACAACUCUUCUGUCUCAUAAGAAUGAUCAUGUGACUGUUACGCAUGUCAGGUGUACACUACAUUCAGACACGACUGUCAGAGUUUGCCCCCUAGUGGCAGUCGUAAAAAAGUUUGUUUAAUCGUAACAUGGGAGAGAAACUCAUUCCGCAAGGCUUCAUUAUAAUAUUCACCAUAGUGGAAUAAAUAAAUAAAUGCAAAUAAUUAAAACAAUAAAACGCUCAAAACGGAAUACGAAAAUUACGCAUGCGCAGAUGAUCGUCACCUCACGCAGCCCCUUUGCGACUCUUCAUAGGAAAUAAAUGACUUCUGGUUUAUCAGCUGUCAUUUUUCGUGUACAGUGGAAAGUUGGCUUAAAUGUGGAAAUGUUUCCAUUGCAGUUUUGCGAUAUAUAUUUUUUGCGCAAUUUGUAGGUUAAUGGAAACGCAGCUACUGCCAUAAUAACCAGAAAACACGGGAAAAAAUCUCAAUUUGGGUUAUCAAGAACAAGGAAAGACAUUGGGGGAUCAAACGAUAUGAGAAUGAACAAAUAAUGACAAAGUUUCAAUUUUUGGGUGAACUAUCGCUUUAAUUAUAAUAAAUUACAAUGCGCAAGGGGUGAAUCUCACUAUAGGGUAAUAUUUCUGUGUUCUGGAAUUGAUGCUAUUCAUCAAUAUGCAUUUAAAUUAAAAUGAUGUUUGGGGAAUCUGUACAAGUUACAAAAAUCCUUCUGGCAAGUUUUUGGGCUCCCAGGCAGCAGUCUUUCAUGAAUCGUCCUUGAAUUGCUGAACCUCAGUAUCCAGGAUGAAUCGACAAACCGAAAGGUGAUGCACCCAAUUUUAAUUCCUCUCUUUUUCCUUUUUCUCAGAGACUUCUCCGUUACUUGAGGAGUUUGUUUCUUUAAAUCCAAAGUGGAUGUUGGAUCUAUUCAGUUUUUUGUUUUUAUUCCGGUUCUUACAAAGAGCAAAAAAUCAAUGCAACACAUAUAUAAUAGGUCAUCUUUUGCAUGCAAUUUCUUUUUGAAUGCUUUAAGAUGAUAUGUUUAUUUCUCUGAAUUCUUAAAGAUUUGUGCAAGUUACAUUUUUUUAAACAUUUUUAGUCAUACGUGGCCUCUGGCAUGACUUAUAUUACGAGGUCAUUUCAUUUUGAGAAAUUUUCUGUUGUCUUAGUAUUCUUGUUCUGUGUUUGUUGUUAACACUGAAUGUUCCCCUCCCCGAAUUUGGGUUUUGCACCGUUAAAACUCUGUGAUACAAAAAGUGCAGCAAAAAAACACACACAUGCAUAUAUUUAAAGGUAUACAGUAAAUAUCUAAGUCUUAUAUAUGUAUGAGAAUUUUUUAAGAAUGUAUUUUGAUUAUGGGUAUUGUUUUUCGUUUUGUCCGAGUUGCUUGUAAUAUAUUACGUGGAUAUGGUGUCUACUCUUUGCUAUUGGUUUAAGGGGGAACCGAAGCAUUGAUCUGAAUGCAUGAGGUUCAAUGUUCAGUUUUUCUCUUUAACCUGCACUGUGUCGGUUUAAAUGUUGUGACCGCGUCCGUCCUCCGCGAUCGGACGGAGAAGAGCUUACGAGAUUAUUUUUCUUUGUGUUUGUUCUUUGCUGCUGCUAACAGAAACUGUUUCAGUCCAGUCUCCGCUGUGAAUCCUCUAUUGUGGAUCUUUCGAAACAUUAAAACAUUUACCAUUUGAAUGCAUAUACUGCAAAGACUUUGCAUCUACUUAAUAAAAAAACAUUUGUAUGUCGAA
Messenger RNA from Misgurnus anguillicaudatus (oriental weatherfish), 8328 nucleotides. RefSeq names its product nitric oxide synthase 1 (neuronal) (gene nos1). Lineage: Eukaryota; Metazoa; Chordata; Actinopteri; Cypriniformes; Cobitidae. The record is from RefSeq and is a predicted model, not a curated record. Gene Ontology annotation, biological process: nitric oxide biosynthetic process. Gene Ontology annotation, molecular function: FMN binding; flavin adenine dinucleotide binding; nitric-oxide synthase activity.